Molecule: messenger RNA, 2306 nt
Organism: Chrysemys picta bellii (western painted turtle)
Lineage: Eukaryota; Metazoa; Chordata; Testudines; Emydidae
Gene: WDR5
Product: WD repeat domain 5
Biological process (GO): transcription initiation at RNA polymerase II promoter
Cellular component (GO): transcription factor TFIID complex
Molecular function (GO): RNA polymerase II general transcription initiation factor activity; protein binding
Source: RefSeq, a predicted model, not a curated record
GCGGCAUUGUGCACCCCCCCCGCCUUUAGCGCAUGCGCCACCCCACAUUCCCCCGCCUGGCGGCUACGGAGCUGCCGCCGCUUCCCCCCUCCCCGGCCCUGCUCCCCGCCGAGGAGGAGGCGGCGCCCCGCCCCCCGGUUUGUGUUGUUAGAGCCGUUCUUUUUGGUGUGAAAGGCUCCCUUUUGAAGCAGCACAUUCAUUCAUCGCUUCAAGCACCAUACGGCUGACUUGCUAGCUUGAGAACCAUGGCAACAGAAGAGAAGAAACCAGAUGCAGAAUCCACCAAAACACAAUCUACUCCUUCCUCCUCAACCAAUCAGACCAAGCCGGCACCUGUAAAACCAAACUACGCUUUAAAGUUCACGUUAGCAGGACACACUAAGGCAGUUUCGUCAGUGAAGUUUAGUCCCAAUGGAGAGUGGCUGGCCAGUUCCUCGGCUGACAAACUAAUUAAAAUUUGGGGAGCAUAUGAUGGCAAGUUUGAAAAAACAAUAUCUGGUCACAAACUGGGUAUCUCUGACGUAGCCUGGUCAUCAGAUUCCAACCUUCUUGUCUCUGCCUCUGAUGACAAAACUCUCAAAAUCUGGGAUGUGAGCUCGGGCAAGUGUUUGAAGACACUGAAGGGACACAGUAACUAUGUCUUCUGCUGCAACUUCAACCCCCAAUCCAACCUCAUUGUUUCAGGCUCGUUUGACGAAAGUGUGAGGAUAUGGGAUGUGAAAACAGGGAAGUGCCUCAAGACGCUGCCUGCGCAUUCUGACCCAGUUUCAGCUGUGCAUUUUAAUCGUGAUGGGUCCCUGAUAGUGUCAAGUAGCUAUGAUGGUCUCUGUCGAAUCUGGGAUACGGCAUCAGGCCAGUGCUUAAAAACACUGAUUGAUGAUGAUAACCCUCCGGUGUCUUUUGUGAAAUUCUCUCCAAAUGGCAAAUACAUACUAGCAGCAACUCUGGACAACACACUGAAACUUUGGGACUACAGCAAAGGAAAGUGCCUGAAGACGUACACAGGUCACAAGAAUGAGAAAUACUGCAUCUUCGCAAACUUCUCCGUCACUGGUGGAAAGUGGAUUGUGUCUGGUUCAGAGGACAACCUGGUUUAUAUUUGGAACCUCCAAACAAAAGAGAUUGUACAGAAAUUACAGGGACACACAGAUGUUGUGAUCUCAACAGCUUGUCACCCAACAGAAAACAUCAUUGCAUCAGCGGCACUAGAAAACGACAAAACAAUUAAACUGUGGAAGAGUGACUGUUAAACACUUCCAGUAUCACUUUAGAGACUGUCAGGAAAAUUGUGGUUUUUAAAAAAAUAAAAAUAAAAAAAUCUCCCCCCUCCCGCCCCCAUGAGAAUAAUAAUAAAACCCAGGUUGGCAGGAAACCUGAAGAAUAUUUGAGAAAGCGGUUUCUGUUAGUCUUGACCCAAAGAGAAUGUCUUAGCUUGUUGCGAGAGCCGGGCAGUGUGGUGGAAAAAAGAGGCCGUCUCUCUCUUUUCGUGCCUGAUCACUUGGCAGACAAACGGAUCGUCCUAACAUCGCAUUAGGAGUAUCAGCCUUGAAUUGGAAGCCCCAGAGAUACUGUACUUUGUGGUGAAGGUGUCAUUGCUCCUUGGCUGUCUUGUUGCUGCUUAAGGAGGAGCUGUCGGUCUGUUUUGUAACAGUAAGUUAAGUCGUAAUACUAGAAAUACUUGGAUUUUUUUUUAAAUGUCUAAUUUUUAUUUUUUUUAUUUUUUUAAUUUUUUUGCAGACCGGUAGGUUCUAGUCUAUCAGAAGUUUCUCUUUAUUGUUUUGAAUAGGAGUGCUGCAUCUUUAAGGAUGCCUCAUUUUAAACACUCAGCUCAAACUUUGUGACCAAAUAAAACCAUCCAGUUCCAGAGUUCCCUUUCCUGCCCCAACUUCAGACUCCCGUGGUGAAAUAUCUACUCUUACUUCUGUAUAGUUGCUGACCUUUCGUUACGUGUGUUUAAUAGAUGCUGUUAUAGAACAAAGUUACAGCUUUUUUUUUCUGUUAACCAUUAAAAUGAUUCCUGCUUGUAGUUGUUCUCAGCAUAUUUUACAUUUUUUUUUUCUCUGCUGGAAAAAAAGCAAGUUCACAAAAUAUUGUAAAGUUAGUUCAGUGUAGGGGGAAAAAAACAACCACCCCAAACAAUUUUGUAUCUUGGAAAUCCAUCGUAUCGACCUGUGUUGCUAAUAGCAUGACUCUGUAACGAUUUCAGCGUCGCUAUGUCUUUUGCCCUUUUUUGUCACACGAGUGUGGUAUUGACACAUCCAAGCCAGAACGAUAUGCCAUAAUAAAAAGGUGGGAUUUUAUGUGUA